AUGAAAUUAAGCAUAAUUUUUUUUUUUUUUCUUUUAAUAUUCGUAAUUAAUUUUUUAAAGUGCGAAAAUGUUAAUAAUAAAAAUAUGAAUAAGAAGGAUGGGGCAAAUACAAAGAAAGGGGAGCAGAAAAAUCAGAAAACAGGGAAAAGUGAGGGGAAGGAAAAAAAUGGAAAAGGCAAAAAAUUGGAGGAGGCGAAAAACAAUUAUGAGAAGGCAAGCAAAAAUAUAGAAGUAAAUAGAAGUAUAGAUGAGGCGAAGAAAAAUGUAGAAGUAAAUAAAAGUAUAGACGAAGAGGAGAAGAAAAAGGAAAAAGUAAAUAAAGGUAAAGAGGAACAGGUAAUGAGAAAGGAAGAAGUAAAUAUAGUUAGAGACGAGAUAAAAAGAUGCGAAGAAGAGAAGAAUACAAUUCUUGAGGAAAUUAAAAAUGUUCAAAAAAGUUUUGAUGACUACACAACAAAAAGUAAUAAUGACCUAAAUGCAUGUAUAGCACAAAUGAAGGCAAGUCAAAAUGAAUUAAAUAUAUGUAAGGAAAAUGAAAAUAAGAUUAAUGGAAUAGUAAAAGAUAUGAGUAAUAAAUAUAAUGAAAGUUUAAAUAAGAAAGAAAAAGAUGCAUUCGAAUUAAAAGAAAAAAUUAGUAAUUUAGAAAAUAAAAUUGUACAUGUAGAAUCAAAAUUGAAUACUUGUACAAAGAAUUCUAAUAAUUUUUAUAAAAAUAAAUAUAAUAAAGAUGAUAAUUAUUUAAUUUCUUACGAUAUUAUGAUAAGCUAUUUUUUAAAAAUAUUUAAAAUAUAUAAAACGUUCUAUAUAAUAAUAGCAGAAAAAACAUUUAUGCAGAAAGUAUUAUUUCAGAUGGUAUAUUGGAAAGAUGUGAUCAUAAAAAAUGUGCAAGAAUAUGGUCUUCUAGUUAUUUCACAAUUAUAUUUAUAUGGAAAAGGUAUAACACAUAGCAAUUUUGCUAAUCGAUCAAAAACAUUUUAUCAGAAUUCUCCUCUAGAGCUAUAUGUAACUUUAGUAAAAGACAAAAUUGUUUAUUUUGCAUUAUCAACAAAAACAUUUUGUAUGAAAUAUAUAAAUUAUAUCAUACCACAAUUGUUGUCUUUCAAAAAAAAUGCUGUAAAUAAUUUAGAUGUCUUUGUUCAGAAACUGCAUAACAAUUCACACAUUUUGGUAAAUAAGCUAAAUACCAUAAACCCAGAAUUGAAAGGAAUCAUACCUACAGAUUUAUCAGACCAAAUCAUUCUUUUAAUAUUCUUUACCUUAGUUAAUGUUAUACAUUUAUAUAUAUUAUUUUAUGUAUUAUUUUUACUAUACAAUUUUAUUAAAAGAGUACUAGUUUUUCUGUUUACAUGGAUUUGUUUUAUUUUUUCAAUUAUUUAUGAAUUUACCAUCUUUGUGAUGACACUACCAGUUAGACCUUGUAUGCCCAGAAAAAAUAGUAAAAAUAGAAAAACAUAUAAAAAACACGAUGAACAAAUGUAUAGCAACCCAGAGAGGGUCUCCUACCAGCAGCAGGAAUUCAAAAAAAUGUACAAAAAUCAAAAUGUUCACCAGAGAAAAUUCUGA
This is a messenger RNA of Plasmodium malariae, 1563 nucleotides long. Its product is annotated as conserved Plasmodium protein, unknown function. The coding region runs from base 1 to 1563 and encodes 520 amino acids. Gene Ontology annotation, molecular function: double-stranded telomeric DNA binding; G-quadruplex DNA binding; single-stranded telomeric DNA binding. The record is from RefSeq and is a predicted model, not a curated record. The transcript has a single exon. Gene Ontology annotation, biological process: telomere maintenance via recombination; double-strand break repair; telomere maintenance via telomerase. Lineage: Eukaryota; Apicomplexa; Aconoidasida; Haemosporida; Plasmodiidae. Gene Ontology annotation, cellular component: Mre11 complex; condensed nuclear chromosome.